UCGAAUUCCAUUAAACCACACGAAAGAUAAUUUUAGCGUUGAGGGUGAAAUUUUGUUAGAAAUAAUGGGGAAGGAAGAAGAGUGUUUGAUUUUAGGUUACAAGGGAUGUCCAAUGUUUUUCUUAUCGGCAUGGAAACCCAAAGUUGAAGAUGGACACUACAAUUCCAAUUCCACCAGCCAUAAGUUUGGACAAGGUUUCAAUCCAAAUCCUCUACCUCCUCAACCUCUUCAACCUUUUCCAGAGAGGCCUCCAAGCAUUUGAGAAAGCAUUUGAAUCAAGGGACGGCUACCAUUUUGAACCAUCUCUUACAAAGGUAGAAGACUUAAGAUAUUUCAUGUUAAAGGAUUGUAACAUAGAUGUUGCUGUUGCCAUCUGUCUACAAAAUCGUCACACAAGUGAUGAAGUUUAUAUCGUAGAAUUUUAUUGGCCUCCAAUUGAGAGUGAAAUAUCAAAAUCUUUAGCUCUUCGUAUCUUCCAUGACUUGAAACAUAUGAAGACAACGUUUGUAACAGUAAAAGUUCAAGGCCCCGAAAUUAAGUUCCAAGAAGAAGCCAUUUCAAGCAUUCCUACAUCUUCAAACACAGCAAUGCCUUUGAAAAUAGCUGAAGAAGCAAGGGACAUUCAUGCAAUAGAAAUAAAUGCGCAUAUUGAGCAGAUUAUUUUCAAUGAUGACUCUCAGAUUGUGGAAACAAAACGAAACAAACAGAGAAAGUCGUGGUCAAAGGUUUGGGUGGACUUUGAUAAAUUUGAAAAACAUGGAAAACAAGUAGCCAAAUGUAAACACUGCCCCAAGGAGCUUACAGGGUCAAGUAAGAGUGGAACCACACACUUGAAUAACCACUCGAAAGUAUGUCCUGGUAAGAAAAAACAACAUCAAGAAAGCCAGUUGAUACUUCCAGUUGAUACCAAUGAAAGAAGCGCAACGUUUGAUCAAGAAAGGAGUCACUUGGAUCUUGUGAAAAUGGUUAUUAGGCAUCAGUAUCCAUUAGAUCUGGCUGGUCAAGAAGCCUUCAAGAAUUUUGUGAAAGGUUUGCAGCCAAUGUAUGAGUUUCAAUCCAGAGAUAUAUUGUUAUCUGACAUACAUCGCAUCUAUAACGAAGAGAGAGAGAAACUUCGGUUGUAUUUUGAUCAGCUUGCUUGCAAAUUAAAUUUGACAGUAAGUUUGUGGAAGAACAAUCAUGGAAAGACUGCAUAUUGUUGUUUGAUAGCACAUUUUAUUGAUGAUGGUUGGGAACUAAAGAUGAAGAUUCUUGGCUUGAGGAAAUUAGAGCAUGUAUAUGACACAAAGGUAGUAGGUGGAAUUAUUCGGAGCUUUGUUUCGGAGUGGAAUAUAAGUAAGAAAGUAUGUUCCAUAACUGUGGAUAACUCUUUUCUGAAUGAUGGUAUGGUUCAUCAGAUAAGAGAAAAUUGUGUUAGUGAGCAGGGCUCCCUUUCUUCAGCUCAUUGGUUCAUCAGUUCCACACUUCUUGAGGAUGGGUUUCGUGAGAUGGAUAGCAUACUUUCAAAGUUAUGGAAAUCCAUUGAAUAUGUCACUGAAACAACACAUGGAAAACUGAACUUUCAAGAAGCUGUAAAUCAAGUGAAGCUACAAGGUGGGAAAUCAUGGCACGAACUUUCUUUCAAGCUGGAAUCAGACUCUGACAUACUUGAUAGUGCCUUGAGAUCAAGAGAAAUAUUUUGUAAGCUGGAGCAAAUUGAUGACAAUUUUAUGCUAAACCUAUCAAAGGAGGAAUGGGAGAAGGCAGUAACUCUACAAAGUUGUUUCAAAUGUUUUGAUGAUAUCAAAGGAACUCAAUCCCUUACUGCAAAUUUGUACUUCCCGAAGCUCUGCAACAUAUAUGAGGAAUUUGGUCAACUAAAAAAGAGCAAUCAUCCGUUUGUCAGAUUGAUGAAGAGGAAAUUUGACAACUAUUGGAGCUUAUGUAAUGUGGCUUUCACUAUUGCAGCUGCUCUUGAUCCAAGGUUAAAGUUUAGAUCCUCAUGUAAUGAGACCUAUGAUCUUGAAAGUAUGAUGAAGCUGAUAAGAUUUCGUAAAGUUCUCAUGGAUGUUUACUUUGAGUAUGCUAAUGAAGCCAAAAAUCUGAGUGCAUCAUCUUCAGUCUUGGAUGAUUCCAAUUCUUUAACAGCAGAGACCACGAAAGAUUGUAUUGUGAGCUACUUCAGUAAAUUUGCAUCUGCAAGCAAUGUUAAAGAGGUGGCUUCACAGAAGUCAGAGCUUGACUGUUACUUAGAAGAGACUUUGCUUCCCUCGGAUGCAGACAUACUUAGUUGGUGGCGUGUUAAUUCUCAAAGGUUCCCCACACUUGCAAAGAUGGCUUGUGAUUUCCUCGCAAUCCCAGUAUCAGUUUCCUCACCAUGUUCGAAUAUUAGUGCUAUGACCAUAAAUCCAGCCUACAGUAGCUUAGACCCUGAGAGCAUGGAAGCUCUGGUAUGCAGUCAAAAUUGGUUGGAGUCUACAAAAGAAAAUGAUGGAGAACAUCAUGAACCCAUGCAAAAUAUGGAUAAAAGGAAAAGAAAGAUGGAAGAGAAUGACACUCCUACUGUAAAAGUUUUCAAAAACCGGCCUCAUGAAAAAGCUAGUAGUAAUGGAGACAUUGCUAGUGAUUUCAACAAAAAUGAUGGUAGUCUAUCUUUUGACAAUUGGAUGGAGCCACAAUGUUCUUCUUCAGAGUCUGUUGGUGAAAAAGCAGAGAUCAUGGAAGCUUCGGUUUGCAAUCGAGAUAGGUUGGAAUCGUCAAUAGGAAAAACUAAUCAUGGAAGCAACAUUGCUGCCGCAAUUGGAAUUCCAUAUGAUGAACCACCAUUCAACAGUAAUCAAUUGGAUCGAUUUCAAAGCUCAUCUUCCGAGUCUGAUGAUGAGACAACAUUGAGGAAGCAAGGGUCAUGGUGUAGAGAGGAUGUUCGGACAUAUUUAGUCUCAAGUUUUACAAACAAGGAGAAAAAACGAUUAAAUAGAUGGAAAAGGAGUGAGCUGAGCGGAAAGAAAAUUGGAAGGGACAAGGAAUUUCAAUUAAUGGGCGAGAAACUAACACCUUUACUCAUGGUGCCUCAUUGUGAUGAAACACUACUAGAGUACUAUAUCGAUGAUUCGGUCGUUAAUACUUAUUUUAAAUUGCUUAAGAAGAGAUCCGACAAAUUUCCAAAUGUAUACAUCAAACAUUAUUCGUUUGAUUCUCUAAUAGCUACUUGCUUAAUAGAAGGAUCCAAAUCAGAAGAUGAAGUAUUAGCAUGGUUUAAAGAUGAAAAGUUAAGAGGGGUCCAUAAAUUGUUUCUACCAAUGUGUUUAUCAGCACAUUGGGUUCUUUUUUGUGUAGAUACCAAAGAGAAGAAGAUUUCAUGGUUAGAUCCGAUACCAUCUUCUCGGAUAAUGUCUAAUAGUGUCGAAAAACAAAAAAUAUUCCAGUGGUUCGCACUCUAUCUACUGCCAGAAUUUGGUCAUAAUGAUGCAGAGAAAUGGCCAUUUGAAGUGCGCACUGAUAUUCCAAAGCAAGAAAACUCGAUUGAUUGCGGAGUAUUCGUGAUGAAAUAUGGUGAUUGCCUAAUGCAUGGUGAUUUCUUCCCUUUUACACAAAAAGAUAUGAUUCAUUUUCGACGUCGUAUCUUUCUUGAUAUAUACCGUGGGAGGUUACAUGGUAAAUAAGAUAGACAAAUUUGCCACUUGUUUUGGAGCUGAAAUUCAAUGGAUGUGUUUUUUUUUAAUGUCUUUUUAUUGUUAAUUUUGUUAAAUCUAACCCUUUUAUGCACAUAUAGUAUUUCGUCCUUAGAUUUAUACUUAUUUUCCAUCGCAAUUGAAAUGAUGUUGAGCUUUUUGCACUUUAAUUUAGCUCAAGCUUAAACAA
Messenger RNA from Gossypium raimondii (Peruvian cotton), 3840 nucleotides. RefSeq names its product zinc finger BED domain-containing protein RICESLEEPER 2. Bases 150 to 3641 code for a protein of 1163 amino acids. The record is from RefSeq and is a predicted model, not a curated record. The transcript is spliced from 14 exons. Gene Ontology annotation, molecular function: cysteine-type peptidase activity; DNA binding; protein dimerization activity. Lineage: Eukaryota; Viridiplantae; Streptophyta; Magnoliopsida; Malvales; Malvaceae. Gene Ontology annotation, biological process: proteolysis.